UGUGACUAAACCACGUGCUAUGCACAUAAAGCAUUAAUGGGAAAGAAGUCAAGGAAACAGCAAGAAUCAGAGGCUAAACAGAAGCUCUGCCACGCUCUGAGUGACAAAGGAGUCGUAAGAUUAAUAGACAGCCUUUUGGAAAGGACAUCAAAGUUUUCUCCUGGUUCUACUGCUAAUCCAAAUGCCAGUACAUGGGAAGAAUAUGAUGCUAUAGUUAAACUUGUGCACGCCAUUGAACAGCGUCAAGGCCCUUCUCCUAUGCCUCUUCCACCUAGGAAGGACUCAGUUGAUGAGUUUGUGACAUGGCUUACGUCAAACGGUGCCAAAUUUGAGAAAGUUGAAAUAAUGGAGUGUCCUGGUGCCAUGGGUUACGGCCUAAGGGCACGAACAAGUAUCAAGGAAGAGGACAAAGUCUUAGAGAUACCGAAUUCUCUUUUCUUCUCAAAAGAGAAAGUGAUGUCUGUGGAGAUGGAAGGAUUGGUCCGGUUAGAGCCACUCCUCUCAGCAAUGCCUAAUCUCGUGUUGGCUUUAUUGCUAUUGAAUGAAAGAUACUCACUCUCAUCUUUCUGGAAACCCUACAUAAAUGUACUUCCAAACUCAUUUAAUUUGCCACUCUUCUUUAAUAAGGAGGAUCUACUAGAAUUACAAGGCUCACCAGUAUUAAUGGAGUGCAUCAGUCAAGUAAGGAAUAUUGCAAGAUUAUACGCCAUCCUUCACAAGCAACUACGAGCCUUCUCCAAUUUCUCUCUCCCCAUAUGCACUGUCGGGUUUCAUCUCAUUGAUUUCAAGUGGGCGGUGAGUUGCGUCAUGUCACGUCAGAACAAAGUCCCAGUGAGUCGGUCGUUGUCUCAUCUUUAUAAAGAGAACCAGCUGGUAUUAAUACCGCUGUGGGACAUGGCUAAUCAUACUCAAGGAAGAAUUUUAUCAGAUUUUGACACUGACACGCAAGCCUGCAUUUCUUAUAGCAUGUCUGAUUUGUCCCCUGGGGAUGAAUUCAGGAUAUUUUAUGGCCCCAGGGGUAACGGUGACAUGAUACUUAAUCAGGGAUUUGCUGUAGAGGAUAAUGAAUAUGAUUACGUGAAGAUAUGGAUUGGAGUGAGUAGUGCCAGCAAUGACUGCAUUAAGAGAAUGGUCAAGAGGCUCAGAUUCACAAUGCUGAGUACAUUUUCAGUGGCACAGGGUGACUCGCCGUUCAAUGAAGAGCUAAUUGCUUUUGUGCGAUUACUAACGACACCAGAGGAAGAGAUGAAGAAAUGGGAGGAAGAGAAGAGAACUGAUGAACAAAUAAAGGAAAUAUUGAACAGGAAAGCCUGGGUACAAGGAGACCAGAGAGUAAUGGAGUUCCUGGAGAAGAGAUGCCAGUUGCUCCAGCUGCCCUAUAAGACAACCAUUGAGGAAGAUAAGGAAUUGUUAGCAAGUGACAGAGUCACAGGAAGAACAAGAAACAGCAUCAUUCUGAGAUUAAUGGAAAAACUGAUAUUAAAAAAUGCCUCUGAAGUUGCUGCCAGUUUGAAGGCUAAAUUAGAAGGAGACGGAGUAGAGGAGAUUGCGUGGAAAGGAACUAACGAUGCAAAGAAAUUAAAAAAAGACGAUGACAAAUUGGAAGAGACGAAAGAUGAAGGGGUAACUGCUUCCACUGAAAACGGAAAACUUGAAAAUGGAAAGAUGGAAGAAAUCAUGAAGAUUGAAGAAACUGAACUGCCUUUAAAAGAGAGCAAGAACACUGAUGAUGCAGAACAAGAAGAAGCAGAUAGCAAGUAGACAUUUCUACAGACUGAUGAUCCAUUAAAAUUAUUAUUAUUUUAUCACAAUUAUACAAUGUGUGUGGCCAUUUCACCACUUUACUGAUCAUUUAUAAGGGUAGCUUAAUCAUCUCUAUCAUUGUUUAUUACUAUUAUUAUUAUUAUUAUUAUUAUUGGUGUUAAAUUAUGUUCGUUUUCCUUUCCUAAUUGCUAAAUAAACUAACAGUCCGCCUAA
Molecule: messenger RNA, 1977 nt
Organism: Amphimedon queenslandica
Lineage: Eukaryota; Metazoa; Porifera; Demospongiae; Haplosclerida; Niphatidae
Product: histone-lysine N-methyltransferase setd3-like
Exons: 12
Coding region: 37-1761 (574 amino acids)
Biological process (GO): actin modification; peptidyl-lysine trimethylation; peptidyl-lysine monomethylation
Molecular function (GO): protein-lysine N-methyltransferase activity; protein-L-histidine N-tele-methyltransferase activity; protein binding
Source: RefSeq, a predicted model, not a curated record